UCCUACUCUAUUGUCAGUGUCUGCUCUGUCAAACCUAGAAAUGUGAACUCAUAAGGACAAAUACAAUAUGCCACAAAGUCCCAAAGCAGCUGACUGCCAGCAACAGCUAACAUUCACCUAUGAGAAUCACAGAAUCAGUUCAGGUGGGAAUGGACCACUGGAGGACUCUUGGUUCCCCACAUCCUUGCCCCACCACCAAACCAUGGAUCCCACAUGAUAUGACACCUAUUGUGCUGGAAAUAGCAGCAAAGGAGAAGAUGGCAGGCAGAGAAAUCUUCUCCUUAUCUCCAUGACAGCAAAGUAGGCAGCAACUCAGCAGGAUGCACAACGUCUGUGAACUCCUCACUUCACUAGGCAAUGCAAUGCAGUGUCUUUGCUCCUUCUGUCACAAAACUUUGUUUCUGAUCUCUGAACUGGUGGAACGUUAAAGGCAGAAGAACACUGAAAUACUGGGGGAUCUUUUGAGUUGUGUGUGAAGGUGAGAGUAUUCAUGUGAAACAUAGACUUUUCCAAGCAGUGACUACUACCACAGAGCAGUCUGAAAGGGCUCCAUUUAUGGCCAUAGUAACCAGCACCCCCUCUAUCCACAGCUAGUGACAAGGCUCUCCAAAUUUUCAAGAGAUUAGGAAUUACGCAUUUCAGUUCUACUGGCAUGAAUCUUUUGAAACACACCCAGUGCAAAUAAUUUUUCCCCUGGGAACUAUGUUCAAAUCUAAGGGUCAAUAUGGCAAUACCAGCAAUAAGUAACCACCUUACUGAGUCACUCCCUGAACUCGCUAAUGGAGAUGGAACAGUUAAUUAGGCAAGGAGCUUAACCAAAGUACAAUACAUCUCCUGUAUCAACACAAUCCAUGCUGUGACACUCAUCUUUGCCCUGUACUUAUGACCUUCAUGCUGUACAGAAGACAUUCUUAUUGACACUACCCAUGGGCAACACCUUCUUCUAAUUACCUUCUCUACAAGGGGGAUUUCAUCAUCAGGGCUCCUGCUCUGUGCGUGUGUGUAUAUAUAUAUCUGCUCUCACAGAUACAGGAAUACACAUCUCAGAUAAUCUUACUGGAAUACCAAGACCACAGGCUAGCUGUGAAACAAGUCAAGAACCCGUGAGUACCAUGAAGAUAACAGGUGCCUUUGUGCUUCUCACGCUGGCAGUUCUUUGCUUAGCAAAUGCUGCCAAAGAGAAUGAGGUAGACUGCAGUGAAUACAGUCGGUUAGAGAGAGGAAGACCUAUUUACUGUGAAAGACUCUAUCAACCUUUCUGUGGCUCUGAUGGGAAAACGUAUAACAACAAGUGCUCUUUCUGCAAAGCAGUGCUGAAAAGCAGAGGUACCUUACAAAUGAAGCAAGCAGGGGCAUGCUGAAUGGAUUCUGCAUGGUAGAGAAGAGGGCUGAGAACAGCUUUACACUGCCUUAUCACAAUCUCUUAAUUUAAUUUCUUUCAUUCUGCCUGAUCUGGUGAUGGUGAACAAAGCACACAGCAGCUUUUUCAGCUGUGCUCUGUCAUUUGCUGCUUCUCUCUGCUCCCAGGUGUUGGGAUUGACACUUCUGUCCUCCCUGCAAAGCACCUCCUCAGGAUUCCUGUUUCUGUAGCAAGUUGGUUUUCACAUGAGCUCUAUUAUUCUGACAGUGCUGCCUGAUCUUAGUGGACACGUCUGUGCAGGCACUGCCUCUGUUUUCCUUGUUGAAGUGUUUUCUUUCAUUUACUCAAACUUUCACAGAUUUUUUUUUUUUUUUUUGGCUUCAGCUUUCCCAGGUAGUGCUUUGAUUCUACCAGGUUUGCAGCUAAAUUUUACAUGCUCAUUUUUCUUCCACCUCUACAAUUCUGAUUCAUACAUGUUGUUUAGCUACUUAUUCUGCAUGUUUAUUAAAAUAAACGUUGACUUGUUU
This is a messenger RNA of Neopsephotus bourkii (Bourke's parrot), 1887 nucleotides long. Its product is annotated as ovomucoid-like. NCBI's taxonomy places the organism in Eukaryota, Metazoa, Chordata, Aves, Psittaciformes, Psittacidae. The transcript is spliced from 5 exons. The coding region runs from base 1113 to 1361 and encodes 82 amino acids. The record is from RefSeq and is a predicted model, not a curated record. Gene Ontology annotation, molecular function: protein binding; serine-type endopeptidase inhibitor activity.